AUGAAAGUUUAAACUAGAUUUAAUAAGAAAUAUUCUUAAAUAUUUGAAUUAAAUAAAGAAAGAUUACUUGGAGGAGGAGUAGCUUGCUCAAAGGGAGUUGUUAAUUCUAAUAAGCACAUUGUAGAGAAGCAAUCUAAAUAAGAAUCAGUAAGUUAAGUAAGUUAAGAGUUUUUAAAUGUCUUUCAGUAGAUUCUCAACUAAAAACAUUUAGCAGAUGUUAUAAAUUGCUCAAAGCAGGAUACUGAGAUCGCUUUCAUUUUUGAAAAGAUCUUUAUUGAUCUCAAUACUUAGAUAUUAGCAGAUAUAGAAAACUAUAGAGUGUUUAUUAUUGAAAUUUUAAAUAUUCUUUUAAAGUAUGUAAUAAUGAUCAUCCAAAAUAGCUCAAGCAAGUAGACAGAUUUUGAUGAGUUAGAUAAAAAGUUUAAUUAGUUGAAGUAAUAAAUUCAAGUAAUAAGUACCGAUCGCUCAUGCACAGAUAUAAUUAGUUUAAUAUAGUUUAUUUAGAUGUUUAUCUAGCAAAGAAUUAGACUCGAUGAUAUUAACUAAUAAUAACAGAUAAAAAUUUAACAAUUUGUAGGGGAAGUAGUGAAGUGGAACUAUAAAGUUAAAAAUUAGCAAUAAAGCUCAAAUAUUAAUUUAGUUAGCCAGUUAAGAUCAAUCGUAGAUGGAGGAAUAUCUCUUUAUGAUUCAAUUAAAACAAUUACUGAUGUUGGCCCUGAGAGAAAUGCUCAACCACAAGACGAACGCAAAAUUUCAGACUCUUUUAGAUUGGUAAUGACUUCUCAAAUUACUAAAAUGGAAUAAAAUUUAUUGAGAAUUUGGUUCAAAAUGAUAGAGCUUUUUGAUAAAAAGAAAGAAAUUAAAUUUGAAGACCAAAUAGAAUUUUAUAUUGAUAGAUUUAUUGAGCUUAAACAGCAAGCAGAUGUGAAUGAAUUGAUUUUAUAUAUCUUAACUCAAAUCAAUUUUUAUUUCGAAUGCGGCUUUCAUGAACAAGAGAUCAAAUAUAAAUUUAAUUUUAAUGCAGCUUUGGAAAAGAAGAUUCCUAUAACGAAUAGCAAAAUGAGAGAGUUUAUUAAUAUUUUGCAAUUCUAGCCAAAACAGAAAAAUAUUUCAGAAUAAGAGUAGAAGUUUUUCAUAUUCUCUUAAACAGAUCCAACAUUCCGAUUCUUGAUUUCUUAGAUCCUUAUGAAAUAUAGGGUAGUAGCAGAAAAAGUAAAAGAAAAGAAAGAAGCAGAAAAGUAUUAAAAUCAUCUAUUCUAUUUGUAUGUCACAGAAAGAAAUCCUUUAGUUUAAGUUUCCUUUUUCAACAGCGAUAGUUUCAAAGAAUAUGCAAGUAGAUAUUUAAAAGAGAAUUAAAUGAUUUCCAGACGAAUGAUAGAAAUACAAGAUUAAAGAAAGAGCGAUUUAAUAUAAUUUGGAGUUCAUCUAAAUACUUAUAAAUCAUUAGAAGAAUAAAUAGAGGAUGAAAACUCAUUUCAAGAAAUAUUUGAGCUUAAGUAAAUAGAAUAAUUGUAAGUAGAAUUAAGAUAGAAAUAUUUCAAAAAUAUGGUUCAUAAUAAUGAAUUGUUAUUUGAAAUAAAGGAGCUUUACAUUGAUUAGUCUUUCUAAUUUUUAUUUGGAAAAUAACUUUUUUUCAUGGAAGGUGAUUUAUCUGCACAAAAACAAAAUCCUAAAGAAUAAGACUAAGUAUUUCAAAAGAUUGUAAACUGCUUUUUGAAAUAAUAGAAAAUAAGCAACUAGAAAAUUAAUGAUAAUACUUUAAUUAAGAAUCAUAUCUUAGCAAUAGUAGGAGAAGGUGGGACAGGAAAAACAAUGCUUCUAAAGAAAAUUGAGAAUAAACUAAUAUAAUAAAUGAAUUAGUAAAAUGGAGAUUUGAACUGUGAUUAUAUUCCUAUUUUUGUUAGUUUUAGCCAAUUAGAUUUUUAGAAACCAUCGCUGGAAAGCUAUUUGAUCAGUUAAGGAAUGGGAAAUAGCUUAAUUUAAAUAAUAAAAGCAUCGAAAAAAUACAAAGUUUUACUUUUAGAUGGAUUUGAUUAAUAUUAAGGAUAAUUUUUUAGAAUCUAUUAACAAUUAAAUUUGAACCAAUGGAAGAAUCUGCUUAUAAUAGUUACUUGCAGGAAUGACUAGCUCUAAGAAAAGGAUUUUACAAAAUAUUUCAGUAUUGAUUGUGAAUAUGGCGGAAUCGAUAGAGAUUUGUUUACAUGCAUUGAGCUAAAAAAGCUUAAUAGAAAAUAAAUAAUUGAUUAUUGCUAGGUUUAUUACUAAUUGAAUUGUAAUUCAGAUGUUUAGUCUUAGCAGUUGCUAAAAUAUACCCAAGAUAUCAUUCACAGCAACAGAUUUAUAGAAAAAUAAAUAAAAAACCCUGGAAACUUAUUCCUAUUUGCCAGAUUAGUUGAAUUGCUUGAAGAUAAAAACUAAAUUGAAGAAAUAAAAUAGCUGAAAUCAAAAAAUAUUUUAAUUGAAGAGCUGUUUUUCUAGAAAUUAUUCUUAAGAGAAGCCAAAAAGAUAUACAAAGAUAUUGGUAUUUGCUAGUAUUCAGAAUUGAUAAUAUAAAUGAUCAAGUCUUCGUUUUUUGAAUAUUAUCAAAGCAUUUCAAUUAAAAUGUUAACAAACAAAGGUAAAGUGCUAAAUUAUCUUUAAGGAAAUAAAUUACUAAUUGACUACUAUUUAAGCGAAGAUUUAUAAGAGCUAUUAACAGUAGAAUAGCAAGAGGAAGUAUACUAAAAAAUAUGUGGGUAUUUUAACCCAGAUAUUAUGACAAAUUUAAAUAAUACCUUAUGUUAAAUAAAGAGUAAAAAUACAUACUCUAAUGAUUUUAAAAGAGUUGCUAUUUAGUAAGAAAAAAAUGCUAACCAAACAACUGCAAUUGCGGGUCUAAAUAAUUAGUAAAUGCAAUUAGCUCAAACUAUGAAUGGUUAAUCGAGUUUUGCUGUCAGUAAAGCAUCCAGUUUUGAAGUAAGUUAACUAGCACUUUAGAAGAACCCUGUGCUGUAUAAUCAAUUAACGCAAUUAGAAAGUGCUAUUGAAUUCAGAACCAAACAUUUAUUUGAAUAUUUUGCUGCUAGAGCUAUGAGGUAUGAUUUCGAUUGUAAUAUAGAAAAAACAUAUUUAUUAGGAGCUGAGAAGAUAUGCAAAUUUGGUAUUAACUAAUAGCUGCUAUAUAGACCAACCGAUUAUAGAUCAGAGAAAUAAAUACUCAUUAAAUUUUUUAAAUUAAUUAAAAAUUUCAUAGAUAGUAGCAAGUUUCUUGACAGUUAUUGCUAGGAUGAAGCACUAUAAUAAAAUAGAUACAUUUAAUUCAUUAAAAGAGCCAAAACAUUAAAAAAAUCAAUGCACAGCCAAUUAGAUAUUGGUAGCUCUAAUCUACUAACAGCAAUUUUUAUGUCUAACUUCUAAUUUCCUUUUCUUGACCUCACUUACUGUUCGUUCACAAAGGUUUACAUCCCUGAAAGGAAGAACAGAAACAUCAAUUUCAACAAGUCAAAUUUAAAUCAAGCAUACUUAUUAGGUUCUAACUUGAAUUUUGAAGGAGCCUCCACAACUGGUGCCUUGUUCAAUUUAUUUUAAGAAGAAUACAAUUUAAGAGACACUCUGACAUUUUUAGAAAUAGACUGGUCUGAAGAUAAUUAAUUUUUUUCGAUUUCAUAAACAGGUUGCAUGAAUUGCUUUAAAUUUCGUGAAAAUGGAAUACAAUUAAUGAAAUCUAACAAAGUUGGCAUAAUGAAUUAUAAUAAAUGCCAAAGACAGAAUGAUAUUUUUAAUUUUACUUAGGAUAAUUUUUUAUUUUAAGUGAGUGAAAAAUACUUAGACAUCAUUAAGACACAUAAAUUUGAAUUCAAAAUUAAAGCUAUAUCUUAGUCUUACGAUAAUAAAAUUCUUGCUAUUCUAGAGAAUAAUGACUUGUACUUAGGAGAUAUUUAUGAAGGUUUUGGAAAAUUAAAAAAUUUAUCAGGAUAUCCAGCUUACAUUUCAUAGAACGGAUUUUAAUUUAUUAUGGCAAAUUAGGGAAGUUAGGAAUUAUAAUUGUUUGACAUACUUAAUGUGUAUAACGAUAUAAAAUAAAGCGAAAUCUUCAAUCUUCCUUCAAAAUUAAUUUCUUCUAUAAAUACUAAAAAUAAUAGGUACAUUGUUUUUAACUUGGAAGAUAAUUAAUCUCAAAUUAGAUCUGCAAAUAACAAGUUCAAGUUAAUUUAAACUUUUCCAAGACAUAUUCUAUAAAUAGAAUCAUCAGAUAACUCUGAGAAAAUAGCUUUUAUUUAAGAAAAAAGCUAAUGCUAAAUAUUCAGCUUAGAACUGGGAAGUUUUGUUUUAAUUAAAACGAUUGAGUUGAAUACUGUAGAUAUAUUAUAUUCUAUGUCGUUCUCUCUUGAUAACAAAUAUUUCUCUAUUGCCUUGAAUUAAUCAGUUUUAAAAGUUUUUAAUCUGAAUGAAAAUGUGAAAUUACAAUUCUCCAAAGAAGAAAAUAAAUCUAUAAAUUAAAUUGGAUUCUCAAAAGAUGUCACUCAUCUAGCUACAUUAUCUAAAAAUAACUCGUGUUUGUUUUAUAAAAUAGAUGAAAAUGAUCCCAAUGAGUUUUAGUAGGUGUGGAAGCUAAGUCAAAUGAAUGAUCAAGUAGAAAAAAUAGCUUUUUGUCAAGCAAACUAGAAAUUUGUUAUAUCUUAUUCAAAUGGGAUGAUAGGUUUGUAUGUGAUUUAAGACUAGAUUGAAUUUCACUCAACUGUAGAAGCUCAUUUUUAAAGUAUAGAAUAAAUGGUCUUUUCUCAUGAUGGUAAAUAUUUAGCUGUAUCGUUUGGUAAUACUUUAAAGCUCUUUGAUGUCUCUAAAAAGAUUUAAUUUCACUCAGAGAUAGAUAUCUAAGAUGAAUCAAAAGAAGUUAGAAUAACAUCAAUAGAUUUCUCCUAUUGCAACAGAUAUUUGGCAGUCGCUUUCGACAACAACUCGUUUAACAUUUAUACCUUCAUCAAUAAAAAACCACUUGAGUUUAAAUAAAAUUUUGUUAUUUAAUAAGCGAAUAGUAUAACUCAAAUUCUUUUCUCAUCAGAUGGAAAGUAUAUCUUAACAUCAUGUUAGAACUUUUGUUUCAUUUGGGAUUUUGACUAAAAUAUUUAACUUUUUUAGAAAUUGUAGAUUGAAAAAGAUAUUAAAAUAAAUUAAAUGUUAAUAUCAUAUGACAGUAAUUAUCUAAUAACACUUACUUCUGACAACGUUUGUACAGUUUGGAAUAUAUUUGAAUAAUUUAGAGUCAUAAAAGAGAUCUUUAAUCAAACUCAAGUCAAUUAUAUUUCAAUUUCUUCUGACAGCAAAUAUUUAGCUUUUGCAUACAAUGAUGGUUUCUUUAAGAUCCUAAGAACAGGAUUAGAAUAUUACGAAGCUUAAAGCUUGAUAAAAACUCAAAAGUAAAAAGUUUUAGUGUCUGCUUUUUCUACAGAUGGGAAAUAUCUCGCUACAGGUUCUAGUGAUAGUAAAUGCAAAAUUUGGCUUGUUUAAAAAGGAUUUGAAUAUUAUUUAACUUUAAAAGGCCAUUUAGAUUCUAUUUCUUCUUUAGCAUUUUCUAACAACAACGAGUUUCUUGCAAGUGGAUCUGAUGAUAAUACAAUAAAAGUAUGGAAUGUAAGUAAAGAUUUUGAAUUGCAGCUAACAAUAGAAAACUAAGAAAAUAAAAAUAUUACUUAAGUUCUAUUUACUGUUGAUAAUAAAUUUUUAAUAUCUAAUUCUAACAAUAACAUCUGUAAUAUUUGGAGUGUUUAAAGUAAUUUUGAAUUUGUUUAAAAAAUCUAAUUCCAUUCUCAAACUAUAACUUCCAUGGCUGUUUCUUAUGAUAAAAAGUUUUUAGCAACUACUUCAAAAGAUAAGACAUGCAAAAUUUGGGACAUUUAAUCUCAAUUUAAGUUAAUGAAAGCAUUGCAAAACCAUUCAGAUGAAGUAAUUUCUUGCGCUUUUUCGGAUGAUGGGAAAUAUCUCGCUACAAGCUCUUCUGAUAAAACUAUUAUUAUAUGGAGUGUUGAUAAUAACUUUGAUUAAAUUCAAAAAAUUUCUACUGAAAGUAUAGUAUUAAAAUUAUUUUUCAACUCAGAUAGUACAUACUUAAUUGCUAAUACAGAUAUAAUGUAAAUAUUUGUUUGGAAAUUAGAACCAGAUUUUAAAUUAAUCAAUAAAUUUAAAUGUUCUGAUAAUAAAAUUGUAUCAUUCCAAUUAAGUAAAGAUUCUAAAUACCUAUUAACCUCUUCAGAUGAUUAAAUUCCUUGCAAAAUAUGGUAAGCAUAGCAAGCUUUUAAAAUAUUAAGUUUAAUUCCAAAAAAUUAAAGUCUUUUUAUCUCAGAAAAUAAGCAAUAUAUUCUCUCAUAAAAUCCAGAACAAAAAGAAUAUUAUGAAAUCUUCAAUAUAACAAAUGGAUGUAAACAGAUGGGUUCAUACAAAGAAGAAUUAUUCUACUAAGAAUUUCAAAAUAAUUUUAUAAAAAUCGAUGACAUAUAUAAAUUUCUUUUAGACCAGGAAGUAUUUUAACAUUAUUACAGUUUGAAUUGA
Messenger RNA from Tetrahymena thermophila SB210, 6525 nucleotides. RefSeq names its product WD domain, G-beta repeat protein. The transcript has a single exon. NCBI's taxonomy places the organism in Eukaryota, Ciliophora, Oligohymenophorea, Hymenostomatida, Tetrahymenidae. Gene Ontology annotation, biological process: mRNA splicing, via spliceosome. Gene Ontology annotation, molecular function: ATP hydrolysis activity; protein binding; U4 snRNA binding. The record is from RefSeq and is a predicted model, not a curated record. Gene Ontology annotation, cellular component: U4/U6 x U5 tri-snRNP complex.